AUUUUACAAGGCGCGUCUUUGCAUUGUUGAGAGAGGCUGUCCCUAUUGCUCGAGAAGACCGGGUUCGAUGUUAUAAAGCUACCCUUGAGCGAGCUCGGCAUCUACGAGUGUUGAGAGCGUGGUAUGAAGUGGUGACUGCCUCCUACGCGGCCAAGUGCAGCAUGGCCGACGCCGAAGCCAAUGGUCGCACUAAAAUGAGA
Molecule: messenger RNA, 200 nt
Organism: Perkinsus marinus ATCC 50983
Lineage: Eukaryota; Perkinsozoa; Perkinsida; Perkinsidae
Exons: 1
Source: RefSeq, a predicted model, not a curated record